AUGGUACGUUAUAAAAAUCGUUACUACGUUGCCGAAAUAGAAGUCAAAGAUCAACCUCCUCACAUUCCCAUGUUAUUUAAUAACAAUCAAUUGAGGAAUUCAAUAUUAAGAAAAAUUCAAGAAAUUCAUGGAGAUUUCGGCGUCGGAGCCGUUUUAUCAGGGUACAGAGUCAAAUAUUGUAAUCCGUAUACGAAAGUUGUCAUCAUCAGAGCGAGACACGGACCCCAUAAGUUCGUGGGGACAGUUUUACCACUCAUAAAAAAAAUCGAUGAUACUCAAAUUCAAUUUCACAUACUUCACUUGGGUGCCACCAUGGUGAAAUGUUUUAAAUUUAUUAGGAACCAUCAGUUAUCGACAUUAGAAAAAUAUUGGAAUGAAAUGAAAACAGACAAAGAUAGAAAAUUAAUGAAAGAAGCUUUAUUCGAUAUUAGAAUUGUCCAAUAA
This is a messenger RNA of Pediculus humanus corporis (human body louse), 444 nucleotides long. RefSeq names its product Ribonuclease P/MRP protein subunit POP5, putative. Lineage: Eukaryota; Metazoa; Arthropoda; Insecta; Psocodea; Pediculidae. Gene Ontology annotation, biological process: tRNA 5'-leader removal. The coding region runs from base 1 to 444 and encodes 147 amino acids. Gene Ontology annotation, cellular component: ribonuclease P complex. Gene Ontology annotation, molecular function: ribonuclease P RNA binding. The transcript has 2 exons. The record is from RefSeq and is a predicted model, not a curated record.